Molecule: messenger RNA, 2148 nt
Organism: Periconia digitata
Lineage: Eukaryota; Fungi; Ascomycota; Dothideomycetes; Pleosporales; Periconiaceae
Source: the annotation of a GenBank genome assembly
CAUCCAUCUGCUUUUCUUCUUUUUCCCCCCUCCCCUUCCCCUCCAUCCUCUCAAUUCUCCCCGGUCUCCUCUGCCGCACUCGGCAUCCCAUCAAUCAGAACCAAUUGGUUGCCCAAACCCCUCCAAAAAACAUCUCCUUCGGCCACAAUGCCUUCCGCCGUCACCAACGGGCAGCCUCAGCAGGCCGCCACCUCGGGCGAUAGCCUCUCGGCCAACGACAACAUCCGCCGCUUCGCUGCUCCCUCGCGGCCUUUGAGCCCUCCCGCUUCCCACACUCUCUUCCACCCCAAGACACGAUGCUUCGUCUACGGUCUCCAGCCCCGUGCUGUGCAGGGAAUGCUUGAUUUCGACUUCAUCUGCAAGCGCAAGUCUCCCUCCGUGGCCGGCAUCAUCUACACCUUUGGCGGUCAGUUCGUCAGCAAAAUGUACUGGGGAACCAGCGAGACAUUGCUGCCCGUCUACCAAGACGUCUCCAAGGCCGUCGCGAAGCACAAUGAUGUUGACACCGUCGUCAACUUCGCCUCGUCCCGUUCCGUCUACAGCUCCACCAUGGAGUUGAUGGAGUUCCCUCAAAUCAAGUGCAUUGCCAUCAUUGCUGAGGGUGUGCCCGAGCGUCGUGCUCGUGAGAUUCUCCACGUGGCCCAGAAGAAGGGCAUCACCAUCAUCGGUCCUGCCACCGUCGGUGGUAUCAAGCCCGGAUCUUUCAAGAUCGGCAACACUGGUGGUAUGAUGGACAACAUCGUCGCCUCCAAGCUGUACCGCCCCGGUUCCGUUUCAUACGUUUCCAAGUCUGGUGGUAUGUCCAACGAGUUGAACAACAUCAUUGCAAACACCACCGAUGGUGUGUUGGAAGGUGUUGCCAUUGGUGGUGACCGUUACCCCGGUACCACUUUUAUCGACCACGCUCUCCGUUACCAGGCCGAUCCCGACUGCAAGAUCAUCGUCUUGCUCGGUGAAGUCGGUGGUGUCGAGGAGUACCGUGUGAUCGAGGCCGUUAAGUCCGGUCAGAUCAACAAGCCCAUUGUAGCAUGGGCUAUUGGUACCGUUGCCGGUAUGCUCAAGACCGAGGUUCAAUUCGGUCACGCUGGUUCUUUCGCCAACUCGCAGCUCGAGACCGCUGCUACCAAGAACAAGACCAUGAGGGAGUCUGGCAUCUACGUCCCAGAGACCUUCGAGGAGAUGCCCGCAACCCUUGCCCAGGUGUACCAGAAGCUCGUCAAGGACGGAACCAUCAAGCCCAAGGCUGAGCCCGCCGUUCCCAAGAUCCCCAUUGACUACUCGUGGGCCCAGGAGCUCGGCCUCAUCCGAAAGCCCGCUGCCUUCAUCUCCACCAUCUCCGAUGACCGUGGUCAGGAGCUUCUGUACGCUGGUAUGCCCAUCUCCGACGUCUUCCGGGAGAACAUUGGCAUCGGUGGUGUCAUGUCUCUUCUCUGGUUCCGUCGUCGUCUCCCCGAUUACGCCAGCCGCUUCCUCGAGAUGGUGCUCAUGUUGACUGCCGACCACGGUCCCGCCGUGUCUGGUGCCAUGAACACCAUCAUUACCACCCGUGCCGGCAAGGAUCUCAUCAGUGCAUUGGUAUCUGGUCUUCUGACCAUCGGAUCCCGCUUCGGUGGUGCCCUUGACGGUGCCGCUGACGAGUUCACCCGCGCCUUUGACAAGGGUCUCAGCCCCCGUGACUUCGUCGACACGAUGCGCAAGGAGAACAAGCUCAUCCCCGGUAUCGGCCACAGAAUCAAGUCCCGCAACAACCCCGAUCUCCGUGUCGAGCUCGUCAAGGAGUACGUCAAGAAGAACUUCCCCAGCACCAAGUUGCUCGACUACGCUCUUGCCGUCGAGUCGGUGACGACGUCCAAGAAGGACAACCUCAUUCUCAACGUCGACGGCUGCAUCGCUGUCUGCUUCGUUGACCUUAUGCGCAACUGCGGAGCGUUCUCCGCCGAGGAGGCCGAGGACUACCUCAAGAUGGGUGUUCUCAACGGUCUGUUUGUGCUCGGCCGAAGCAUCGGUUUGAUUGCCCAUUUCCUCGACCAGAAGAGGCUGAGGACCGGCCUCUACAGGCACCCUUGGGACGACAUCACAUACCUUCUCCCCUCGCUCGCGCAAGGCGGCGCACCGGGAGCGGAGGGACGUGUCGAGGUCACUUUGUAA